UUGGUGCUAUGGAUUUAUUCAAUCAGCUGGCGGUUUGAAUUGUCAAAAACACACAAACCAACUUUGAAAUAACUUUACAAAACUAUGACUCUAUCUACUACAAAAUUUUGAAUGUAAAUGCAAUACUUUAUGUUAGUUGAAAAGCAUGUUAUAAUAAACGUAAAUACGUUCAGUUCUUGGAAGUGAGCAAAAUUUAAAAAAUGCACAGUACAUAAAAACUUAAAAUGCAGAACCAAAUGAGAUUUAACCUGGAUAUUCCACUCGCUGCCUCUAAUAUUGCUGCAAGGUAUCACAAACCCAGUCCUAUAAUAGUGGAGCGAGGAGGUGGAAUAAGCAGAGUGCGGGAGUUCAAUGGACCAGUCAUACAUGAGGGAAGGCAAUCUGCUCACUCAUCUAUUACUGAAGAUCGUAUGGCAUUGGCUGUUAGACUAGCAAAGAGAGAUUUUAAAAAGCAAAAGGAACAACCAUCCCGAGCACGCACACCUUCCCCGAAGGCAUCAGGGUCAAAGGUUACAAAAGGAGGUACACAGAUUGUGUAUACACGUGCAGCACAAGAGCGGGCACAGCGCCUGGAGAAGAAGAGAGCUGAUAGAAACCAUCUGAAGGUGCGGGAGCAGGGCUGGAAUGCAGGAAUUGCCACCACCAGGAGUCACACCCCACCACGCAGCAGUCAAACUAACCUGCCAGCCACUACAAAUUCCCCACCUACACGUGACACCGACCGGUACCCAGUUUCCAGGGGGAUACCAUCUGAAGACCCAAAUGCUGAGAUAGCUCGCCUACAGAGGGAGAUGGAGGGCUAUCUGCAACACAUUCAAGUCAUUGAACAGAAGGCAAUGAUAGACGACACAUCAGCUCAGCCCCCUAAAACCCGGAAGAAGGAUGGUUACCUAAGUGACGAAGAGGACCCAGCGCGUAGAGCAGUCCGGCAGGAGGAGCAGGCAACCAGGAGUGCCCGGCAGAUCUACAAUCUCAGACAGCAGGUGCGAGCACUGCAAGACCAGAUUACAUCUCGGGGCAACGUCAAACACACUAAAAAGAGCCAGAUCAUGUUACGUCUUGCUGCCGCCCAUCGUGGAGCAGUGAGAGCCAUCCAGGGUUUUGUAACCCAGCAGCUGCCCCUACAGGACCUUCGUAGGGGUCUCCCAGAAGGGUACCAGGAAUUGUCCCUGCUCAUCAGGCAGCUGGCCAUGCUGAGUACUCAGAUCCGCACAGAGAAGGACCAGAGCUCAGUGCAGGCUGACCUGGUACAAAUGCUGGACAGAGUGGAGGAAUUGAAUAAAGCCUGGUGUGCAGAGAGAGUGGCUGGUGAAGAAGAAGAAGAGAGGAGACGAAAAUCUCCACUUGGGGGGCAGCAAAAACCAGCCAUAAAUGCUCCUCAAGUGCAACGGCAAAACAUUCAGACCAAACGCAACUUUGGCAAAGAAAAUAAACCUAAAGGUAAUGGUUUACUAAAGAAGCACUUUUUCAAGGCAAACAAAGGCGCGCAUAGAUCACAGAGAAAGGUAACCCCAGAGAGACAACAGGUGCUCCAGGCUGGUAUCCAGGCACUGCUCCGCGACAACGCCCUCCCCAAGCGACCACCUGCUGUUGCCUGGGACAUCACUGCGGACGAUAGUGCUGUGUCUGAGCCUGCCAACACCAGCUUGAUCCUGCCCAAAGGACUGCAAUACAAACGUGAGCGUGCACUGAAGUCUGUAGCCUUAGAUGUGCUGGAUUCUCACUUUGCAGAUCCCACCCUGUCCUCUAGUCAGAAAGCAGUACAGCAGACAGAAGAAUAUCCCAGGCGUGAGCCAUGGAAACCUGGAGGGAGUGCCUCUAACAAGUCUCCAUCAAGAAACCGGUCUAGACAAAGAAGUAGCUCUCGAGAUGGAAACCAGUCUAGACCAAGGAGUCUAUCACGAGACGGGAACAAGGCAAAGGAAAGAAGCAGGUCUAUGAGUCCCAAGUCCAAACACAGAGCCUUUCUAGUACAAGACAUGGACACAGAGCUUAUGCAGGAACUGUUUCCAGAAGGUGUUGACGGCCAAAGGUCAAGAGGGAGGUCAGCGAGUCCAAGGUCACAGAGGCAGAGUCCCACAAGGUCACCUGCCACUAGAUCAAGAUAUGACGGUCACAGAUUGCAGUCAAGGCUAGAACGACUGCAGAGAAAUGUCAAGGAUGCUACAAUGGUCAAGGAACGUGAUGUGGAGGUUUCCCAAAUAAAUAUGAGGCAACUGCUUGCUGAACAAGCUGUCCAAAAGGGGGAGUUGAAUGGUGAGAUGCUGACGGAGAUGCUGCUCAAUGACCUGCUGUAUGACACGGCCUCUGAGCUGCAGUCCCUGGAGGAGGGGGAGGGGGCUGGGCUGGAGGCUGCAGCUCUGCAGAACAACCCCACCUUGGAGAACAUGUACCAGCGCCUGGAGCAGAUGGAACUAGAGCAGUUAAACAUCAGACAAAGAUGGGGAACUAUUCAUUUUGAAGAUGAGCGUUCCUCCCAUGUAAGGACCAGGCAGAUGGAGCGACCACAGGGUCUCGUAGCCAUGGAGAUUACCAGGCGUGCCCCUUCCCAGUCAGUAGGGGCACAGUCAAGCAGAGCCUUUGAUAAGCCAACAGAUGGUCCAAUUGUCUUCACUAAGUCAGCGCCACCUGUCACCUACCAGCACAUAUCCAAACCCUUGGAGACAGGCGAAGAUUCUGAAGUCUACAAUUCUGCUGCCCUUGCAAACCCCAGAUUUCAAUAUAAGAUGAAACUGAAGAUUUCGGAAGCCACUGUGAAGAGCAUACAUAGCAACCUGGAAAAAUAUGAGAGGAACCUGAAAAAGAACUCGCAUCAGUUGCAGGGGAACUUUGACCCUUGGAGACUGGUUGAAGAAGUAUCUGAUCAAAUAUUAUCAGAGUGCCUUAAAGAAAUAGAGCAUGAGUUGGAUGACAUUGGGGAGAACAUAGUUCACCAGGUCUGCAAGUCAGAGUUUGCCAUUCCUGAAUCCAGCCAUGUCCCUCCCUCACGCACAUACCCACAACCCUCAGUACAAGACAGUCAGUAUGAAGCAGAGGAUGAGGUUGUAGAAGAAGACAUAGACAAAGUGUACUCAGAAAGUGGAGCCAAUAUUUACCAGAUAGGGGAUAUACAGGAUUUAGUUGCUAACGUCAGAGCAAGUGAUGACAGAUCGUUGCCUCACAGCAGAAAGGAAGACUCCCAGCUCAAAUCAAGUGAAAAACCUUCUAAGAAAGAAGUAACCUUUGACCAAGAGGUCACUUAUGACCAGGAAAGUGACUAUGAGGAUGAUGAUGAGGAGGGUAGUUUUAACCGAGGUGUUGUGUUUGACGCUGCUGAGCUGGACGCAGUGAUGGAUGAUGGUGGGCCACAGGACAGUGCCCGCAGUGUAGAGGAACAGUAUGAGGAGGAGGAGUAUGAAGAGGAUGAUGAUGAGGAUGAUGAUGAGGAGGAGGAGGAUGAGGAUGUGGAACAGGUGUCCCUUAUUGACAGUGACGACCUGCAGUACUCUACUGAUGAAGCUUGAGUUUGUCAGAGCUUGCUUCACUUGAGCUCACAUCUUGGAAGGGUGACAUGUUGUGGUCAGCCACAAUCCAUCAUCAUCCUAACUUACGUCUAUAAACUAAUUUGUAUAUGACAAUGCUUGACAUAUUAAUUUAUUAAACAACAUUUGAAUGUAGAAUAGUCCUGAGAUAGUCUUUUUAUUAGAAACAACUUGAUUGACUUCAAAAAACAUUCAAACCAAACAGACAUUUUACUGUUUUUGACAGCCUUAAGUUUAUUUUGCUAUGUUAAAACCUGUUUGCCAGAUUUUCAGCUUCAAUUACCCUGUCAGAAGAGUCAUUCAGUGAUCAGUUGUUGAAUAAUUAUAGUUAAUCAGAGAAAUUAUAUUCUGAAAUACCAUGCCUUGUAGAGGAUUUGAUGUUACUUUUGUUUCACUUUAGACAGGUUCUUAAACGAAUCGAAAAAUUAAGGUAUGAUUCAUUUUUUAUUGAACUAUGAGUUACAUUUUAUAAUUUGUAUGCAUUGUAUAUUUUAAAAUCUUACUUUUUGCUUUAUAUUCUUAUCACCCUAAGGCAAAUACAAAUUCAAUCAUCUGUUGUUAUGUUUUACACACAUUAAAUAAGUUGUUUUGAUGAAACUGGAUAGAAGCAUUUAAUCAAGUAUAUAUUCAUUACUUUCACUCACAGUUGAAUGAUAUUAUUAUUGUCCCCUAACGGUUUCACCGGAGGGGACUUAUGGUUUGCGCUCUGUCUGUCUGUCAGUCAGUCACACUUUUCUGGAUCCUGCGAUAACUUUUAAAGUUCUUAAUAUUUUUACAUGAAACUUGAAACAUGGAUAGAUGGCAAUAUGGACAUUAUGCACGUCAUUUCAUGUUGUUCCUACGUCAAAAAUUCUGGUUGCUGUGGCAACGGUUUAAAAAAAAUCUGACAAUGGUGGAAUUUCUGACAAUGGUGGAGCCGGUAGCGGACUUUAUUGCUUGGCAAUAGUCUUGUUAUUAUUAUUCAUUGCAACGACUGUUUAUUCCUGAAAAUUAUUUUAGAUUUAUCUGUUAAAGAACGACCUUAAAGAAUAGAAAGUGUUUGUUGUAUAAGACUGAAAACAGUAUUUGUUCUUUGUUAAAAUUCAAACAAUGUUGCUUAGGAAUGUCAUUAUGCUAACUUUUAAAAACUAGUAUGUCUUUUAUUUGGGCGAACAAAAUCCCUGUGACUGUUUUUGUGUGCGCAUAAUUCUGUAUUAGUUGUUCAUAUUUAUUACAUUAUAUUUAUAUAUUUUACUGUCUGUGAUAAAUAAAAUGAAUAUAAAACAUUUA
Dreissena polymorpha is the source of this 4790-nucleotide messenger RNA. RefSeq names its product protein moonraker-like. The record is from RefSeq and is a predicted model, not a curated record. Gene Ontology annotation, biological process: centriole replication; protein localization to centrosome. The transcript is spliced from 19 exons. The coding region runs from base 225 to 3503 and encodes 1092 amino acids. NCBI's taxonomy places the organism in Eukaryota, Metazoa, Mollusca, Bivalvia, Myida, Dreissenidae. Gene Ontology annotation, cellular component: centriolar satellite.